Messenger RNA from Prionailurus viverrinus (fishing cat), 1915 nucleotides. It is a transcript of the gene FZR1, whose product is annotated as fizzy and cell division cycle 20 related 1. The coding region runs from base 263 to 1753 and encodes 496 amino acids. Gene Ontology annotation, cellular component: anaphase-promoting complex. Gene Ontology annotation, biological process: positive regulation of ubiquitin protein ligase activity; anaphase-promoting complex-dependent catabolic process; positive regulation of anaphase-promoting complex-dependent catabolic process. Gene Ontology annotation, molecular function: protein binding; ubiquitin ligase activator activity; anaphase-promoting complex binding. The record is from RefSeq and is a predicted model, not a curated record. The transcript has 14 exons. NCBI's taxonomy places the organism in Eukaryota, Metazoa, Chordata, Mammalia, Carnivora, Felidae.
UGGCCGGCCACGGGAGCGCGCGCGGCGGAGGAGGGCUCCGGGAGGCCGCGGAACAGCGACCGCCGCCAUAUUAAGGAGCGCGGAGCCCGGGGUCCCGACAGCGGCGGCCGCGGCCGGACCAGUGGAGCUGCGGGCGGCAGAGGCCGGCGCGGCGCUGCGCCGGGAGAGACGGGGUCGGCGGAGCCAACGGGGGACCGGAGCGAGCCAGGCUGACCCGGGCCGGCUGACCUUGGCCGGCGGGCUGUGCCUGCCCUGCGUCGCCAUGGACCAGGACUAUGAGCGGCGCCUCCUCCGGCAGAUCGUCGUUCAGAACGAGAACACGAUGCCCUGCGUCGCAGAGAUGCGGCGAACCCUGACGCCCGCCAACUCUCCCGUGUCCUCCCCCAGCAAGCACGGAGACCGCUUCAUCCCCUCGAGAGCCGGUGCCAACUGGAGCGUCAAUUUCCACAGGAUCAAUGAGAAUGAGAAGUCUCCCAGCCAAAAUCGGAAAGCCAAGGACGCCACCUCGGACAACGGCAAAGAUGGCCUGGCCUACUCCGCCUUGCUGAAGAACGAGUUGCUGGGAGCCGGCAUCGAGAAGGUGCAGGACCCGCAGACGGAGGACCGAAGGCUGCAGCCCUCCACGCCUGAGAAGAAGGGCCUGUUCACGUAUUCCCUCAGCACCAAGCGCUCCAGCCCCGACGAUGGCAACGAUGUGUCUCCCUACUCCUUGUCCCCCGUUAGCAACAAGAGUCAGAAGCUACUGCGGUCGCCACGGAAACCCACCCGCAAGAUCUCCAAGAUCCCCUUCAAGGUCCUGGACGCGCCAGAGCUGCAGGACGACUUCUACCUGAACCUGGUGGACUGGUCGUCCCUCAAUGUGCUCAGCGUGGGGCUGGGGACCUGCGUGUACCUGUGGAGCGCCUGCACCAGCCAGGUGACCCGGCUCUGUGACCUCUCGGUGGAAGGGGACUCGGUGACCUCCGUGGGCUGGUCUGAACGGGGGAACCUGGUGGCCGUUGGCACGCACAAGGGCUUUGUGCAGAUCUGGGACGCAGCUGCAGGAAAGAAGCUGUCCAUGCUGGAAGGCCACACGGCACGCGUUGGGGCGCUGGCCUGGAACGCUGACCAGCUCUCGUCCGGGAGCCGGGACCGCAUGAUCCUGCAGAGGGACAUCCGGACCCCGCCCCUGCAGUCAGAGCGGCGGCUGCAGGGCCACCGGCAGGAGGUGUGUGGGCUCAAGUGGUCCACGGACCACCAGCUCCUCGCCUCGGGGGGCAACGACAACAAGCUGCUGGUCUGGAACCACUCGAGCCUGAGCCCCGUGCAGCAGUACACGGAGCACCUGGCGGCCGUGAAGGCCAUCGCCUGGUCCCCGCACCAGCACGGGCUGCUGGCGUCUGGCGGUGGCACGGCCGAUCGCUGCAUCCGCUUCUGGAACACGCUCACGGGGCAGCCGCUGCAGUGCAUCGACACGGGCUCCCAGGUGUGCAACCUCGCCUGGUCCAAGCACGCCAACGAGCUGGUGAGCACGCACGGCUACUCGCAGAACCAGAUCCUGGUGUGGAAGUACCCGUCCCUGACCCAGGUGGCAAAGCUGACCGGGCACUCGUACAGGGUCCUGUACCUGGCCAUGUCCCCUGAUGGAGAGGCCAUAGUCACUGGUGCCGGGGAUGAAACCCUGAGGUUCUGGAACGUCUUUAGCAAAACCCGUUCGACAAAGGUAAAGUGGGAGUCCGUGUCAGUGCUCAACCUCUUCACCAGGAUCCGGUAAACCCUCGGGCCUCUCUGUCCGGGUCGGAAGAGCAUCGUCUCUCCUCGGCGUUCACGGACCCUCCCCUCUCCGGCACGCGGUCCCCGGAGGAAGCAGCCGGGGUGGGGCGGGGAGUCGGGCCUGGAGAGACCCCGAAGAUUCUCAUUAAAGCCUGAUUGCGAA